CAGGAGCGUUGGGGAUACAUUUGUCCUGAUGUGGCCAAGGAAUUCGCUAAAUACGAUGCAGAUCCAGACAAGUGGAUGAAGAAAUUUGAGGGAGUGAACCCUAUCAAUAAACAGGUGGAUAGAAUACAAAUUAUCCAAUGUAAACAUUUACUGAUACUGUAUGUUUCACUAUUGUGGUUUAGGUAAACUAAUGGAAUCUGUAAACAAAUUACAUUAACAAUUAAAUAUUAAAUGAUUUGACAUGCAGCCUAGUAGUGUAUUCAUCAGGGAUCGGGUGUAGAUUUCAUUGAAAGUCGUAUUUCAAUGCAAAGAUUUCACUCUCUGCUCUUUUUCUUUCAGAAAUUUUCAGUGGAUGUUGGUUAUGAAAGGUUUUUAGGACCGGAGAUCUUUUUCCAUCCUGAGGUAGGAUAGCAUGUUGAAUAGUGCAAAAAAUGAUAGGCCUUGCCGUAUGUAUAGUGGGGGUAAGUAAGUGUGGAAUUGAGGGGGGGGGGGGGGGGGCUAAUCAUCCUAACGUACAGCUGAGUGCUAAGCCGAAUUAUGAAGGACGCAGCUCAAGCUCAAGUGCUCAACCCGAUCGAGCUAGGCGAAGGCUUUCUGAGGAUGCCUCUGGCAGCCACUUUGUUACUGGUGUCUGAUGGCGGAGCACAGCUAUAUUGGAAGGGUCAGUUUGGGUGGUAUACCAACCCACCCUGUCAGCAUUCCCUGUUGAGGAGACUGGGGUACCCAGAGACAAAUCACGAAUUCCGGACUGGACUCUUUUCACUUAAGUGUCAUGAGUCUGCAGCGAGAAUCGAACCCACGAUCUCAGAGACGAAUGGCGCUUGGUCUGACGAGCCACCGAAGCCCUCAGUUUUGUAUAGUAUCCAAUUAAUAUUUUCUGUAAUCGUAGACGUAAUGAUAAAUACUGAACUUUAAUUUAGUUUUCAAAUCCUGAUUUCACCACACCAAUCUCAGAAAUUGUGGACACAGUUAUUCAGAACUGUCCAAUUGAUGUCAGACGACCUCUAUAUAAGGUAUGUGGAUGGUUUGGCAAUAAAAGACAGCUGGGUUUAUUCUAUCAACGCACAACAGCAGAGGAAUAAUAUGCACUUCUUUCCUAGUAUUCUCCCAAAUUCAUUUAUACUGGAUAGAUCUGUCAGUUUUAAACUGUUCUAACGUUACAUUUGUGUAAAACACCAAUCUUGAUAAAGUAAUCUUGCAUGUAAUAUAUGUGCACAACGGCAGAAGAAUAAUAAUGGUUUCCUAUCCUAUUAUUCGCGUAAGUUUGUGCUAAAGCAAUUUCCAGUUGUAUCCUACGGUUGGGAAUACCACAUUUCAGUAUUACCAACAACACACAACUGGAACAUUUAUUGCAUAACCUCUCUGUAAUCGAGUGUUACUACGGAGGGAAGAUGCGAUACCCGGAGAAAAUCGGUGGUGUUUGAUGAACAAGGAACCAGCUAGGUAGCCAUGCUAAAAUACGUCCGCACGCCACGUGGCUGAGGGUUGUAUGUAAUUGGAGAAUGGUAGAGCGUUUGGCAUCAGUUUAUAUCGUGUGUGGAGCAAACGUUUAGAAUGGGGAGUCAGCUCAAAAUAACAAUUGCAUUUAUCUAAACAUCAGUGCAAGUAGACUUGAAUCAAGUCCGUCUUUCUAGAGUCCGAGGGAUCGCGUGCGCCAAGCAUUCGUGCACCUCGCGCGGUGCGCUCGAUCUCUGUCACACUCUAGAGAGACGGACUUGAUCCGAGUUUACAGUCCAAUAACAGUAGUCGUCCCAGGCCACCCUUUGGUCAUCUGGACCAAUACUUCACAACCCAAACGGGUAAUUAUGGUGGACGAAGGUUUUAAUUAGAGGCAGACUGAAAGCACUCUUCUCACGUGCAACUGAGGUGGAAUUAUAAUCAGGCAACUACAUAGUACAGAAAUCUUGUCCCAGUCGCGUGCACAAGUCGAAAGCACAUGCACCAUUACGUAUUUCAAUCUUCUACGUAGAAUAUUGUGUUAUCUGGUGGUUCUACAAUGUUCAGAGAUUUUGGACGUCGUCUUGGACGUGAUGUGAAGAGAGUAGUGGAUUCACGUCUCAAGUUAAGUGAGCAGUUAAGUGGUGGACGUAUUAAGGUAACGUAUAUAUACAUCAAGAUAUACUCGCAAGGAAAUGAACUUUGCCCAAAUCAACAUACGCCAAUUUUUUCAUACCACUUUGUUUCAGCCUAAGCCAGUGGAUGUUCAAGUUAUUACUCAUCAUAUGCAACGCUAUGCUGUCUGGUUUGGUGGCAGUAUGCUUGCCUCGACAGUAAGUAUUAGAAAACACUAUCUUCUUAUUGGUGGGUUUAGUGAGACACACAUGCAAUAAUUAACUUUCUUUUCAGCCCGAAUUUUACUCUGUAUGUCACACGAAGGCGCAAUACGACGAAAUCGGACCGAGCAUUUGCCGUCAUAAUCCCGUGUUUGGUGUCAUGAGUUAGAGAGUCCAAGAUGUAAAUUCCACGUAAUAAUAAUUCAAGUUAGAUACAUUUCUAUAUGACAAAAUCUCUGUGAAAUACAUGCUAGAUAGUUGUUCGUGCCCUGUGAUUGAAAUUUGGUAAUUAAGGACUAUCUGGCUAAAUACAGUACCGUACGGAAGUAAUCUUACACUGCCGUUCGCUCGUGGUAUGGUUAGAUAGCGAUAUUUGGUUCGAUAUACCGCAUAUUAUUCAAUUAAGCUCGGGUAUUGUUAGGUUAUUUCUGAGCGGUACUGAAUAUCGUUUGAAGAAAGGCAGUUCUAAUAUAGAGAAAGGUUUUUGGUAUGACAUCGCCUGAGGA
Molecule: messenger RNA, 2779 nt
Organism: Paramuricea clavata
Lineage: Eukaryota; Metazoa; Cnidaria; Anthozoa; Malacalcyonacea; Plexauridae
Source: the annotation of a GenBank genome assembly